Truncatella angustata is the source of this 1344-nucleotide messenger RNA. RefSeq names its product putative clathrin assembly protein AP47. Gene Ontology annotation, cellular component: clathrin adaptor complex; clathrin-coated vesicle. Bases 1 to 1344 code for a protein of 447 amino acids. Gene Ontology annotation, molecular function: clathrin-cargo adaptor activity. NCBI's taxonomy places the organism in Eukaryota, Fungi, Ascomycota, Sordariomycetes, Amphisphaeriales, Sporocadaceae. Gene Ontology annotation, biological process: intracellular protein transport; vesicle-mediated transport. The transcript is spliced from 4 exons. The record is from RefSeq and is a predicted model, not a curated record.
AUGGCCUCUGCCAUCUUCUUCCUCGACCUGAAGGGCAAGACCCUUCUUGCCCGGAACUACAGAGGUGACUUACCCAUGUCAGCUGUAGAGAAGUUCCCUGUCCUUUUGAGCGAAGCAGAAGAGGAAUCAUCAGCAGUCCCACCAUGUUUCUCACACGAGGGAAUCAAUUAUCUUUACAUCCGACACAACAACCUCUACCUCCUCGCGCUUACGAAACGAAACACGAAUGCCGCCGAGAUAUUGCUAUUCCUACACAAGAUCGUCGAGGUCUUCACCGAAUACUUCAAGGCGCUCGAGGAAGAAUCAAUCCGCGACAACUUUGUCGUCAUCUACGAACUGCUGGACGAGAUGAUGGACUUUGGAUAUCCACAAACGACCGAAUCCAAGAUCCUCCAAGAGUAUAUCACACAGGAAUCGCACAAGCUGGAUGUACAGGCCAGGCCGCCAAUCGCAGUCACCAACGCCGUGUCGUGGCGGUCAGAGGGUAUCAGAUAUCGUAAGAACGAGGUCUUCCUCGAUGUCGUUGAGAGCCUGAAUCUACUCGUUGCCGCCAAUGGCAACGUACUACGGUCCGAAAUCCUGGGGGCCAUCAAGAUGAAGUGCUAUCUGUCCGGAAUGCCCGAACUCAGACUGGGCUUGAACGAUAAGGUCAUGUUCGAAACAACUGGAAGGACGACGAGGGGCAAGGCUAUCGAAAUGGAGGACGUCAAGUUUCAUCAGUGUGUGCGGUUAUCCCGGUUCGAGAACGACAGAACUAUCUCCUUCAUCCCUCCCGAUGGCGAAUUCGAACUCAUGAGCUACCGAUUGAACACCCAGGUCAAGCCUCUGAUCUGGGUGGAAUGUGUUGUGGAGAGCCACUCGGGAUCCAGGAUAGAGUACAUGCUCAAGGCAAGAGCUCACUUCAAGAGGAGGAGUACCGCGAACAACGUCGAGAUCAUAGUUCCAGUGCCAGAUGACGCCGACUCCCCCAGGUUCAGAACGAACAUUGGAAGCGUCCACUAUGCACCAGAGAAGAGCGCCAUCGUCUGGAAGAUCAAGCAAUUCGGUGGCGCCAAGGAGUUUCUAAUGCGCGCAGAGCUCGGUCUUCCUAGUGUGCGCGGCGACGAUGAACAUGGUGGCGGUAUGACAGGUGGUUUUGGUGGCAGCAUGGGAGGCGUCAAUGCUGGCAAAGGCGCCAAGAGACCCAUCCAGGUCAAGUUUGAGAUUCCAUACUUCACCACCAGUGGUAUCCAGGUGCGAUAUCUGAAGAUCACGGAGCCAAAGUUACAAUAUCCUUCGCUGCCGUGGGUACGAUAUAUCACACAGUCAGGAGACAUUGCGGUGAGGUUGCCAGAUGUGGCUUAA